CUCCAAACAUCCCGCGUGUAAAAGUCCACAGUGUGUGCGUUUGAGAUACUUAAAGAUAUGGAUAGAAAGCGCUUUACUUCAUCUAUAUUCUUUUUAACCGUCACGAUAUGUAGGUCAUUAAAAGCCAUCGUUUAUAGACACAGCAAAGUGAGUAAACAUCAGCAGAACUGUUAGCAGUUGACACAUUUUCUGGAUCAAAGGCAUAAGUAGUCAAAUGAGGAUGUGAUUCAUUUUAGGUGAACUAAUGCGCGGCCAUUUUGGGUGUACCAUGCAGCGUUGUGUUCAAUGGGAAACUUAAAUAUAUUGUCCUUACACAAAUGUCGUUCUUUUGACUAGUAAUGCCUUGUUGCGUCAUUUUUGUGCGUCUUUACACGAGUAACAUCCGUUCUGUCCACAUUCUAGUGUGUGUACAUGAUGAUUUAACGUGAGACAUGGCACCUUUAAAACAAAACGCUAAAAGUAAAGGUCGGAUUAGAGGAAAACAGUUUAAUAAGAAGUUCCAACAUGGUGGUUUGUCUCAAAACGCAAAAAGGAAACGAAAAUGGGUUCCGGAGGACAAGGUUUUUGAUGGUAGCUUAAAAGAGGGUCAGGGAUUUGCCUUCAAAAGGAAGGAGAAGGUAAAACACGAAUACAACAAACUUCUUCGAAAGGAGAGGAAGAGAAGGCAAGAAUCAAAAGUCCAGUUAGAGGAAGAAUAUCCUGAGCAUCUGAGACAUCUUUACCUGGCUGAAAGAGAACGACUAGAUGAAGAAGAACAGGAGAAGAAGAAGAAAAGAUGUAGAGGGAGAGCGGUAGAGGACGAAAUAGAGGACGAUGAUGAUAAACUAAACAUGGAUUUGGGUUCUUCUAGCAUUGAGAAAGACAUUACAAAUACAUCGACUGAUCAAACUACUGCUCCUGAUUCAUCUAAUGAACCAGCACAGCCUGAAAGCUCACACAAGGCCCAGUUUUUCCAAAGGAAACAGAAAACAUCAUCAUAUCAGAAGACUAAGCAAGAAUAUGAGAGGAUAAAAGAGGAGCGUGCACGAAAAAGAGAGGAAAUCUUAAAAGACAAAACUCAGCGGGAAGAGGCUUUGAAGAAAUACAAGGAAAAGAAAAUAGCCACAUAUCAGUUGUUGAAAAGAAAAACCAAGAAAGGACAGCCCAAUCUAAACCUGCAGAUGGAGCUUCUGCUGCAAAAGAUUCAAGCUCAGCGUAAAUAAUCCGGUAUCUGCCACUUAAUGAGACUGUUUAAGGUUUGAAGCAUUUUUGAAGCACAAGUAUCAAUGGAACAUGGCACAAUAAACUUUUAUUUGUAUCACAA
Danio aesculapii is the source of this 1303-nucleotide messenger RNA. RefSeq names its product coiled-coil domain containing 59 (gene ccdc59). NCBI's taxonomy places the organism in Eukaryota, Metazoa, Chordata, Actinopteri, Cypriniformes, Danionidae. The record is from RefSeq and is a predicted model, not a curated record. Gene Ontology annotation, cellular component: nucleus. The coding region runs from base 432 to 1202 and encodes 256 amino acids. The transcript is spliced from 4 exons.